AUGGCGACUUGUGCUGAUUCUAGGGCUGUGAAGUCACUCAACAACUUUGAGGGAAAGAAGAGAUUUGUGUUCAAGAACUUCGCCGAGAGAGUUGCUGACAUUGAAAUAAAAGUCCUCAAAGUCUUUAGGAGCCUCCAUAAGGUGAAGGAUGAGCCUUCACAAGGUUCCACAUAUCUCAAGGAUUGCCUCGUGGAAUUUAGGGAACUGAAUACUGCAGCGGGUUUUAUUUCAUUUUAUGAAGAAAUGUUGCCCUUUGUUCAAACUCUGCCUUUGGUUGUCUUGCAUCAAGACUUAAUCUUCUCUAAACUUGUCUCUGCUUUACAUAUGAAUGCAAGAUUCUCUCUCGAAGCCUUUCUCUGGUUGAUUUCUGCUUUAUCGAGGGAUCUCUUGGACGGCUUUCUUCCCUUCCUUCCACGGGUUGUUAACUCCAUAGUGACCCUCCUAAGAGAUGGUGGACAGAAAGAGCCAGAUAUUAUUGAGCAGGUAUUCUUAUCAUGGUCGUACAUGGUGAGGGAUCUGCAGAAGUAUCUCAUUUGCGACAUCGAAGGUAUACUCAGGGAUACAUUGGAGCUGAGGUACUACCCCCGCGAAUAUAUUAUCAAACUUAUGUCACCUUCGAUAGCAUUUUUGUUGAGGACCGCACGGGAUGAGCAACUCGAAAUAGGGAUCAAGAGGAUCCUCUCUGAACUUGCAGAUCCACUGAAAAAACUUGGAGGGGUUAGUCUUCUGUAUCAUGUUAUGAGGGGUACCUCUGUGCAUCUCCAUUCCAAAGCUGGGCAGGUUUUGAGGUUCUUGCUGAAAGAUUCAACAUUGUCCUUUUGUGAUCAUUUUCCUCAGGGUUCUGGUAGUAUAUUAGAAGCUUUGAGUUCAACUUUGCAAAGAAUAUGCGAGGAUUUUAAAGCAGAAGAAUUAUGUGUUAUUUGGAACUGCCUGUAUGAAGAAACAAAAGAAUCAAUCAAAAACAAAGAAACAACUCAUUUAAGCCGAAUCUUGACUCUGCUUACUUCCAUUGUUAGGGUUGAGGAAGGUCUCAAGGUUUAUGAUUACCCAUAUUUGGUUGGACUCGUGAGCCAGAUUGCUUCAACUUUUAUGGAUUCCUCUGCUGUUCUUGAUAAAGUUCUGAGACUUAUGUUAUGCACUAUCGACAGUCCCACUGCUGCCAAUGAAAUGGAAUCUAUUGCUUCGCAAUGGACCCCCAUUUUUUCAUUUAAGUGUUCGAGCUUGGUGAGUUUUUUGUGGGAUUUGCUAGCAAAGGAUAAAUUAAUUCUGAAAGCCUUUACAAGUAAUAUAUUAAGUUCGAUCAACAAUAUGAUUUUGGUGUCUCCUGAGGAGGUUAUUCCUCUGUUACUAUCACUGUGUGAGAGUGUGCAAACAAGUCAUGACACGGUGAACAUCAUAGAUGAAUCAUUCGAGAGAAUUCAUGAGUUCUUGGAAGAGAAGAUUAAGAAAAUCCAAAUGAAUAUAGAGAAUAUAGGAUUAGCUCAAAUUGAAGAGGCUGACUUAGCUUCUGCUUGGGGAGCUGUCACAUGUUUUCCCUAUUUUAAAGUGGAUUCAUCAUUGCUGGUUUGCUUUAAGAAUACUCUCGUACAGCAUUUGGCAGUAAACACUUAUAGUGCUCCAGAACUGAUGUGGCAGAGCUUACUUGGUGCUGCUUUGAGGUCAUGUCACAGAUUCUGUUCUAGUGGUAGAACUAACCAUUUGAGGCCAUGUAGUGAUCUAGAGGAAGCUUUGUAUCUUGCUAAAUCAUACAAGUCAUGUGUACAAGUGCUAUCUCCUGUGGCUGACUAUUUGGAUUUUGUGUAUAAGCCUCUAUUAGCUAAGAAUGACAUCGCUAAGGCAUGUCCAGAGCUCCAAGCAAAUAAUGUUGAAGAUGCAUUUGACAUAUUUUCUGAGAAUUUAUGUCACUCGAAAAAAGACGUCCGUCUUAUGUCUUUAAGGAUUUUGUGCCACUUUGAAACUUUGUAUCCCAACAACCCUUGUUUAGAAGAGCAUCCUCCAAUGAAGAAGCUGAAAACUGAAGUGAUUCAAAAGUCUUUACCUGAAAGAAAUGUUCUUAAGUUAUUGAAAGCAGUGGAGGAGUCUAAUCUCACAGUAUCGACUGCAAAAGAGUUUGUCAGGGGCAUUACUACUAUACAAACAAAUCUCUCUGCUGGCAGGAUCCAUGACGCAUAUGUGCCACUUGUAUUUAAGGGAAUGAUAGGGUUGUUUCAUAAUCGGUUUUUCGAAAUAUGGGAACCUGUAUCUGAGUGCCUUGCAGUUCUUAUGAAGAAGCACACAGGUGCGGUGUGGAAUAAUUUUGUUCAAUAUUUGGGCCAGUGCCAACUAAAACUUGAAGCACCUGACAAUCAUAGUGAGAAUGAAAACUACACCGUUUCACAGAAGCACACUGGUCUGAUAGAGCGGUUUAAUUUGUUUGUCCUUCCGCCAUCUGAUAGCACGUCUACUGGGAAAGUAGUAUCUCUGUUGCUCAAGACUUUACAAAAAGUUCCCACUGUUGCACAGUCUCGAGCCUCUGAUCUUCUCCCUUUGUUAUUGAAUUUUUUGGGAUACAACAGCGAAAAUACUUUGAGGGUCGGAUUCUAUAAUGGCGGAGCUUGUAAAGGAGAGGAGUGGAAAGGGUUGCUUAUACAAUGGUUGACUUUACUGAAGUUAAUGAAGAAUCCGAGGUCUUCUUGUUGUAGUCAGUUUGUAAACGAUGUUAUGCAGAACAGGUUCUUGGACCAUAAUGAUGCUGAAAUACAGAUGAGUGUCCUAGAGUGCCUUGUGUUGUGGGAUGACUAUUUACUCCCAUACCGCCAUCGCUUGGAGAAUUUGAUCAAACCAAAAGAACUGAGAGAAGAGCUAGCGACCUGGAACUUCUCCAAGGACAUUGAAGAAGCUCACAGAUGUCAUUUUGUUUCUCUUGUAAUUAGAAUCCUUAUGCCUAAAGUUAGGAAUUUGAAGAAUUCAGCGUCGCGUAAGCAUACAAGUAUUCGCCACCGGGAGGCGGUUCUUGGCGUUAUAUCUCAGCUAGAUGUUAAUGAACUUGCUCUGUUCUUUGCAUUGUUGAUGAAGCCUUUGAACAUUAUAUCUGAGGAAACAAUGGACUUGUUUAGCUCAGGCAAAAGCUCUCUGGAUUAUUUCCAAAAGACGAAUCUCCUCAAAUCUAUCAACGCCGAUACCAUUUCGACCUUAUCCUGGAAGAAGAAAUGUGGUUUUCUUCAUGUCAUACAACAUAUACUUGAAAUCUUUGAUGUAUUCCAUGUCCGACCAUUUCUAGACUUUCUUAUGGGUUGUGUUGUCCGGCUAUUGAUAACCUAUGAUCCAUAUAUCGAUGUUGAUAAAGAAAGUGUUGCAACAAAGCACGACCAGGUUGGCACUUGUUUGAAGCAGUUUAAAGAGUUGAGAUCCUUAUGUUUGAAGACUAUUUCUCGUGUUCUUGAAAAGUACGAGGAUUGUGAUCUUGGGUCUGAGUUCUGGGACCUGUUCUUUACAGCAGUGAAUCCGCUAAUCAAGAGUUUUAAGCAGGAAGGUUCUAGCAGUGAGAAACCAAGCUCAUUGUUCUCAUGCUUCUUGUCAAUGAGUAAAAGCCGCAGUCUCGUCGCCUUCUUAUGUCGGGAAGAGUCUCUUGUUCCAGACAUUUUUUCAAUUCUAACAGUGACAACAGCUUCAGAAGCUAUAAAGUCCUCUGCCUUGAGUUUCAUAGAGAAUCUUCUCAGUCUUGAGCGCGACCUGGAUGAUGAUGACGACCAUAUGAUGAAAGGAUUCUUAGAUCCAUAUAUAGAGCCACUGAUUAACAGCUUGCAUUCUCUUCUUCGUGGGGAUAUUUUGAAAAGGAAAUCAUUCAAGUAUCAUGGAGAAAGAGAGAUUAAGAUACUUAAACUAUUGUCGAAGCACAUCCGAGAUGAAUCUAAUGUUAUGGUGUAUUUGGAUAUGUUGCUGUCUUUCUUGGAUAAACGUGUGAAAGAUUCUGAUAUUCACCGUGAGGCAUUGCUAGCUAUACAGGACAUCACCUCGUUGCUUGGGAGUGAGAGUAGUAGCAAAAUUAUAGAUACAGUCUCUCCUCUGCUUGUUGAUGCUGAACGUGAUGUUAGAUUAUGCAUUUGUGAUCUUCUUGAAUCUCUUGCAAAAAUCGACUCUUCUCUUGAUCUAACGGUGAAAUGCUUCAGCGAGAUGAAUGCAACCUCACCCAUGGAAGUUGAUGACCUCGACUAUGAAACAAUAAUUAGAGCUUAUGCAAAGAUUGAUGCGGGUUUCUUUAACAAAUCCUCGGAGCAGCACAUGAUGAUCAUUCUCUCACAGAGUUCCAUACUUUGCCAAGAGGCUUCAGCUCACUCUGACAAUGGUCAAGAGGUUCUAAAAUCUGAUGCAAGCUGGACAGGAGAUCGUGUGUUGUGGAUUAUAAACAAGUUUAUUUUGAAACACAUUGGAGACGCGCUAAACAAAGGAAUUUCAACUGGAAAGGAGGAGAUUCUUUUGAUACGAAAAAUGGUGACGAAUCUUCCAUAUUCGGGGAAUCUUGCUGCAUUCAGACCUUUAUGUUCUGAAAAUGAUGAUGUUGAUUUCUUUAAAAACGUUUUUAGCAUUCAGAUACACCGAAGAACAAAGGCGAUUAACCGUUUCGCCAAGGAGAUCAAAGAUAGCAGUCUGCCUGAGGGUGUAGUGAGGAAACUUUUAGUCUCAGUGUUUUUCAACAUGUUGCUUGAUGGACAAGAUAAAAAAGGUCAAGAUGGAAAAGUUCAAAGUCUCCAUGACGCAUGCGGAGAAGCCCUUGCAUCAGUGUCUGCUCAUAUGAGUUGGUGUUCGUACUACGCUCUGUUGAAUCGGUGUUUCCGUGAGAUGAAGAAGCAUACAGAGAAGAGAAAGCGUUUGGUGAAUCUCGUCUGCUCGAUUUUGGACAAAUUUCAUUUUGCAAAAGAUGGUUACGAACAGGAGGUUAGGACAUGCCUCGAGAAAACCUUGUUCCCGAAGAUACAGAAGCUGAUGGAUUCUGAAUCUGAUAGUGUUACUCUGAGAAGCUAUUUAGCUGCGGUGAAGGUUCUAAAGCUGCUCCCCAAGGAGAUAAUGGAGUCAAAUCUUGAUUCUCUAGUUUAUAAACUUUCCAAAUUUUUGAAGAGCCGGGAGGACCGCGCACGUUGUGAAGCCAGAAAGGUUCUAGCUGAUUGUUUGAAGGAACUUGGGCUGGAAGCUUACUUAACACUUUUCCUUAAAAAACUACUUUCAUUAUUGAAAAAAGGAUCUGAGGUGCAUGUGCUCGGAUACACCGUUAAUUGCAUCUUAUCAGAGUGCCUGCCAAACCCUACGGGUUCGAUGUUGGAUCAUUGUUUAGAAAAUCUCCUUGAUGUUGUGGAAGCUGAUAUCCUCGGAGAUGUUGAUGAACAUAAAGAGGAUAAAGGACAUUCAUUGAAGACGAAGAAAGAAACGAAAACACGCAAGUCACUGGAUACUCUGAGAUUGAUUGCUGAAAAUGUAACGUUCAGAUGCCAUGCAUUGAAGCUCCUUUCUCUGGUAACUAGACAGCUGCAAAGGCCUAUGACGUCAAAUUUAAAAUCAAAACUUGGGGAUAUGUUAAAGCAUAUUGCGUUUGGUAUUGAAAGCAAUCCAUCUGUUGAUCAAGGAGAUCUUUUCUGUUUUAUAUACCACCGUGUUGAUGAUGGUAUUAACAACAAGAGUUGCCUUGGAGAUCAAGCGUCUUCUCUACCGUUCCAAAAGAAAACGAAAUCGAGACAUCUGCAAGAGACUUCUGAUGUUAAGUCAUGUCCACAUCUCAUUACCGUGUUUGCUCUGGACUUACUACACAACAGACUGAAGAAAAUCCAACCCAAAAAUACUAAUGAAGAGCUGGUGUCGAAGUUGGAUCCAUUUGUCAAACUACUUGUUGGGUGCUUGAUCUCUAAGUAUGAAGAUGUUGUAUCUUCAUCGGUUAGUUGUUUCACUGCAUUGAUAAGGUUACCUUUGCCCUCUCUCAAGUCUGAAGCAGGUAAAGUGAAAACCCAAAUCAUUGCUAAGUGUGCAGAGAUGUCCAGUAGUACUCUUGUGCAGUCAGGAAAAAAGCUUUUAAAAGCUCUUCUCAGCAAUGAAAAUUUCACUUUCUCAUCUGAGGAAUUGAAUAUGCUUAUUCAACUCCCUAUGUUUGUUGAUCUGGAAUCGGAUUCAGUUGUGGAUUCAUUGAAUGCUUCUCUUUCACUUCUCAAGGCCAUUGUGAAAAGGAAAGUUCCGAAGCUUUAUGAUGUUGCGGAACAGGUUUCAAAGUUGAUGAUCACCCGUGGGGAUAAUGAAUCAGUCUGCAAGAAGUGCAAAGAGUUACUGUUAGAUGUUUUGGUCAAUUAUACACUUUCUAAGAAAUGCUUAGAAGGACAUUUUAACUUUCUGCUGAAAAAUCUGAGCUAUGAACAUUCAACUGGAAGAAAAGUAGUUCUUGAGUUUCUUGAAGAUCUUAUCGAGAAAUUCUCGCAACCUAAACUCGGCAAGCAGUCAGUUCUUGACCAGCAGUCUCAAAUCUUGUUUGUUGAGCUUACUCGUCGCCUGGCAGCUGAUAAUGCUAAAGAAUCCUUGUCCAAGAUCUGUGAUUUGAUAAAACUUCUGAUAGGUCGCAUAAGUAAUUAUAGUUCCAGUCUUGAGCUCUGUUUGGCUUGGUACAAGCAGGAGAACACACAGGCUAAAGCUGCACAGGUACUGGGAUUUUUUAUUGAAGUCAGGAAGGUUGCGUUUCCGGAGCAUAUCCAACGUAUAUUGUUGCAGGAGGCUAAACCGAUUUUGGAGUCUGCUGCACAGCUGCAAAACACUGCGGAGGAAGGCAGCAUUCCUUUCUGGAAGGAAGCAUACUACUCUCUUGUUAUGAUAGAGAAGAUGCUCAAGCAGUUUCCUGAUUUAUGUUUUGAAAAACAUUUAGAGGAUGUAUGGAAUUGGGUGUUUAAGCUGUUGUUGCACCCACAUGAAUGGCUGGAAAACAUAACCUGCAGGCUACUGAAUUAUUAUUUCAAGAAAUUAGCCGAGUCUCCGAAAACAGUAGCUGAGUCUCUUCUUGGUAAGCCAAGUAGACUCUUCAUGGUAGCUGCUUCUCUUUGCUUCCAGUUAAAGGUGAAGAUGCACCGCAGCAGAGUCGACAAAAAAAAUGAUGCCAUUGCAGAAGAAGAAGAAGAAGGCAACCAAAACAAUGAAGAUAAUGUCACACAGAAUAUAGUUUUCGCGGUCUCUAGUCUUCAUUCAAUGAUUGGACAAUCAGAUGAUGAGUACUGGUCCAGUCUUGACAACAACGAGAAAGCUGAGUUCCUCGAAGCCUUUGUAGUAGUUGAUUCAGGGAAAGUAAGGUCUACUUUCUUGGCUCUUACUUCAGGCAGCAGCAAGAGAAGCCGAGAUGACUUGAGAAUUGUAUUGGUUGGGAGUUUGCUCAAAAGAAUGGGGAAGCUUGCUCUUGAUAUGGACUUGAUUCAUGCGAGAAUUGUGUUGAAUGUUUAUAAAGAAUUUGCCUCAAAGUUGAAUCAAGAAGAGUGUCUUCGCCUAUACGCCUUCAAGAUUCUGUUUCCGCUGUACAAAGUUUGCCAAGGGUUCACAGGGAAAGUCAUCUCAGCUGAGGUGAAACAGCUUGCGGAAGAGGUAAGAGACAGUAUAAGAGACGAGAGCUUAGGCAGCCAAAUGUUUGUGCAAGUCUACAACGAAGUAAAAAAGAGUUUGGAAGCUAAGAGGGAGAAGAGGAAGCGAGAGGAGAAGCUAAUGGCUGUGAUAAACCCUGAGAGAAACGCAAAGAGGAAACUCAAGUUAGCUUCAAAGAACAAGGCUAACAAGAAAAGAAGGAUUCUGAGUAGUAAAAUGCAAAGAUGGUCACGCUCUUGAGGAUCCCUUCUAAUCCCACAACCUCGUGAUCUACCAAUUACAAUGAUCUUUUAUAUUAACAUUUUUAAGUAUGUCAUAAUCUUUUUAUUAGUAAGAGUUACGUAAAAUGGCAAAUACAAUUAGUAAGAAGAUUUAUCUUA
Molecule: messenger RNA, 7952 nt
Organism: Capsella rubella
Lineage: Eukaryota; Viridiplantae; Streptophyta; Magnoliopsida; Brassicales; Brassicaceae
Product: U3 small nucleolar RNA-associated protein 20
Exons: 28
Coding region: 1-7812 (2603 amino acids)
Cellular component (GO): small-subunit processome; nucleolus; 90S preribosome
Source: RefSeq, a predicted model, not a curated record